AUGCCAGUAGAAAGAGACAAGACACCUUCUCCGCGUAAAUCAAGAGCCACUAGCAACAACGAUACUUCAUCACCCUCAAAAGCAUGGUCACAAGCUGAUAAAUCAUUACUGUUCGAACAUGUCCGAGUACAUGGUGAGACAACUUGGGAUAAAGCUGUACCUGGGAAAACAGCUCAGCAGUCUAGAGAACAAUGGAAGAGAAUCCUUCUUCCUAUGAUCAGGAAACAAUGUAAUUUCCUCGGGUAG
Kwoniella shivajii is the source of this 246-nucleotide messenger RNA. RefSeq lists its product as uncharacterized. The transcript is spliced from 3 exons. NCBI's taxonomy places the organism in Eukaryota, Fungi, Basidiomycota, Tremellomycetes, Tremellales, Cryptococcaceae. The record is from RefSeq and is a predicted model, not a curated record. The coding region runs from base 1 to 246 and encodes 81 amino acids.